AUGAAACAGGUGGAAGCUUUCUUCACAAAUCACUAUUCAAUUAAAGUCGAUGAAUAUUCUAUGAAUCCUUGCAAAAUACCCAAUGAAAAUAAUGAAUCAGAUCAAAGGCCUUUCCGACAAGGAAAUCACCGAGAGGUUUAAGAAAUGGCUAUCGGCAUCUCCAUUCAAGAUCUGGUUCUCGAAACAUAAUGGAAGCGAACCUUUUGCGCAGUACAAAUAUGAUCAGUGCCGUAAAGUGUUUCGCUUCACCAAAAACUUCAUUACUUCUAAUUUGUUGAAGCACCUCAGAACAAAUCACAGAUCGGACUAUGACAAGUUGUACUCAAAAGUACAUCCCAAGCAGAACGAACUUACAGGCAUGAAGAACGUUGUUUCUGAAGCUCGAAAAUCUUAUCAAUUAUGCGCAAGCCUUAUUGAAUUUUGCAAAAGAAAUCUAACAAUGAUCAAGGAACUGAAUUUAUUUGUCGAGAAUUUGCUACCCUUCAGUUUAGUAGAAAGUCAGUCCUUUCGCGACGUAAUUGGUGUUGCCGCUGGAAGAAAUAAGGACCAGUUCGUUUUUUCUCGCAAGGCACUGGUUAAAGAAAUCAAGAAUUAUCACAACAGAUUCGAAAAACAGUUAAGGUUCACGUUUAAGAAGACUUAGAAAACAAAUAUCCUGUUGGAUAUUUGGACUUCUGCUGCUAGCAAGAGCUAUCUCGCUAUUUCGGUUUCAUUUUGUCCGAACUGGGACCGUCUUGAUGAAAACUCUCAAAGAGAGGACGUCGUAUGCGGAGGUUUUCCUAAUACCCACAUCAUCGGUUUUCAUGACGUUAACGCCUUCCGUCACACUGGAGACUAUUUGAGUCAGGUUCUAGGUAAUACCUUGGACCAAUACUCGCUUAAACAUAAAGUCGCGAGUGUUACGAUAGACAACGCUACAAACAACUUGGCAAUGCUUGACAAAAUUGAGCCCGAGCUAGUUGGGGUUGGGGCAAAUGAGGAAUGAGGAAUCAUUAGAAUUCGUUGCUUGAACCAUGUGCUCAACAUAAUAUUCAAGCAUAUCGUUGAGAAGUUCGAGAAGCACAAUGCUGAGCUCCUCCAAAGGAUUGAUGAACUUACUUCGAAGAUCAAGUACAGCGUUUUUCUUGGUGAUUAGUUCAAACUUUACGUUGGAAAAGCAAUUCCAAAACAUAAUGAAACGCGGUUUGUAUCCCGCCAUAAGCAGUUAUUUCCCUGUUUGAAUCUCACAAACACUUUAAGGGAAUUCUACUUUAAGAAUUGCACGUAUAAAAAGUUCCAGCUCAAGAGAGAUCAUAGCAGACUUUUCUUUCAAGAACCAGCAGAGAUAUAUCCCUUGAAAUUGUUUCUCAAGCUUACUCGUGUAUUUUCAGAUUAACAAUGGAUAUGCAAGAUGACGCGCUGAACAAUCUCCCCAAUGGCAUACAGUUUUACACUUUGCUUCACAAGUAUUUUGAAGCAUGCUCACUAAUUUCAAGUGGUGAUGUUUCCCACGAGAGUUUAAAAACUGCAGGUAUUCAGCUCAAGCACCUCGAGGCAGUGGAGGAAGCUCAAAGGUCAAUUAUUUUGUCAAGUAUCGUUGAGAAAAGAUACCUUUUUGAAAAGUACUAUAAUUUCGCCCAUGAACAGAUAGGAUACUGGGUUGCUCACAUAUUGAGACCAGACAUGAAAGUUUAAUCAUUAUCAAAGAUUCUUGAUACGGAAGCAAAAGAGCUCAUAGUCAGCAAAGCAUCGAACUAUGUCAAUCACUAUUUCAACAACAUAAGUUGAAAUUACCAACAGAUGUCGCGGACAUUGACGCAAGAACUUCAAGCCCUACUAAGAAAAGGAAGCUCAAGAAAUAACUCAAAUCAUUCAACGAGUUCGCUGAAACAUUAAAAAGUUCACCACCUGAGCGCGGAAUAUUACUGGAAUGGGAGAGCUACAAUCAAGAACCCCUUGAAACUCGCUUCGGUUUUAUCCACUAUUGGAUGGCCAACAGGGAGAAAUUUCCACGAUUGUCCUCUUUGGCGUUGUCUUUCUACUAUACCAAAUUGUCCACGGCCGACGUCGAACGGUGCUUUUCCAUCAGUAGGAAGGCUAUUCAAGGACGAUUUUCGCUCUCCAGCGCAAACUUUAAGCGCACAAUGAUCUUAAAAAACCGCCCAAGGUGUUUUGGAUUCCGUGAGAAACUCAAACAAUUCACAUCGAUCGAAGAGGUCAGCGCUGGGCGCAAGACGAUGUGUCAGAUGCUUCUCUAGAUGAAGAUACCUUCAGCGAUCUCGAUUCUUGCAGUGAGUGA
Molecule: messenger RNA, 2278 nt
Organism: Lachancea sp. 'fantastica'
Lineage: Eukaryota; Fungi; Ascomycota; Saccharomycetes; Saccharomycetales; Saccharomycetaceae
Source: the annotation of a GenBank genome assembly